CGGCGGGGCGCGGCGCAUCUCCGCGCCUCCAUCGGGGAAUCCCUGCCUGUGCCGCCUCCUCCUCCCCCUCCUCCUGGCUGAGCUCCUCGAGGAAAGACCCAGAAGGCGGCGGCGCGGGGCUGCAAGUAGGGCAGCGGCGGGGCGGGAUGAGUCGGGGAGCGCCCCAGCCCGGCCCCGCCGCAGCGCCGCAUGGCCCGCGGGGCAGAGCGGCCGCGGCCGCAGGAGGACGGCCCCGCGCGGAGCGCUGAGCGCUGAGCGCCGCCGCCUCCAUGGAUAAGGCGGCAUCGCUGCACAGCGCCGUGCCCGCGCCGCCGCCCCGGCUCUACCUGCCGCGGAACUUCAGCUGCAGCGCCUGCCUCUAUGGCAGCCUGGCCGAGCGCUGCAGGGGCGGCUGCAGCCCCGACGGCGACGCUCCUCCGCCGCCGCCGCCGCCGCCGCCGCCCGCCCCGCGGGACGCGGCCCCCGAGAAGCCGCCGCCUCCGCCCCGCGGCCGGGAGCCGUCUCUGCCCGCCGUGCCGCCCAGCCCCACGCAGCGCCGCCGCGCCAAGUCGCUGCCCACGCCCGGGGAGCGCGGCCUUCGGCCGGCCCCGCAGCACAGCCCCUCGCGCCGCAAGACCGUGCGCUUCGCCGACUCGCUCGGCCUGGAGCUCAUCUCCGUGCGGCACUUCUGCGAGGCCGACCUGCCGCAGGUGCCGCCGCCCGCCCCGCCGCGCCACGCCGACCUCUUCAAGACCAGGAAGCCGCCGGCGCUGGGCGAGUUGGAGCCGGUGCCGUUCGGGCCGCCGCCGCCGCCGCUGGAGCCGCUGUUCCCGCCGCAGCCCGGCGCCGGCCCCGGCUUCGCGGAGCGCGUGCGGCAGCACAAGGUGAGGCUGGAGUGGGUGCGCUCCGAACCCGCGGGGCUGCGCGGCGCCGUGCGCGUCCUCAACCUGGCCUACGAGAAGGCCGUGUCGGUGCGCUACACGCUCGACCGCUGGGCCAGCUGCAGCGAGGUGCCCGCCGCCUACCAGCCCGCCGGGCCGGCCGACGGCCUCACCGACCGCUUCGCCUUCCACCUGCCGCUGGGCCCCGCCGCCGCCGGCUCCGAGGCCGCGCUGGAGUUCGCCGUCCGCUACCGCGUGGCCGGGGCCGAGUAUUGGGACAACAACGGCGGCGCCAAUUACCGCCUGCGGGGCCGGGCGCGCUCCCCCUCCUCGGGGCCGCCGCAGGACCCCGACAGCAGCGCCUGGAUCCACUUCAUCUGAGGGACGGAGCGGCCCCGGUCCCGGCCUCGCCCCGCGGCGCGGCGCUGCGCUGUAAGUCGGGGGAGGAUGCUCGGAACCGGGCCGCGGAUAACCGAUGUGCGCUUCGCGUGCCGUUCAGCCGCGCGGGGACGGCGGUCCGACUGCAGGCGGCGGGUGCGGGCCGUGCGGGCCGCUCCGUGCCCAGGCCUCGGGGCGGAGGUCGGCGCUUCGGCCCGCGGCGUGGCGGCGGUCUGUGACGCCGCGGUACGGCUGCCCCGCAGCGAGGUGGCAGCUCAGCCGUGCCGGCGGCUCUCAGCCCUGCGGGCUGCUCUGCCUUUCCCGUCUGACUGAGGUUCCUCAGCUGCGCUGUCGGUGCAGCGGUGCCGGCACUGCUUGGAAAACACUCCCGGUUUGUUUGUUUGUUUGUUUUCUCCCCGAUUCUGGAAAAAGGCCGAUUUCACAAGGCUGGAUACGCUCCGAGCAGUUGAAGAAAAGCCAUAUCUUGCCGUAUAAAAAGAAGCGUACCAAUAAAAGCAUUGGGGUGGCAGAGUACGCUGAGUUCUGCCUUCAAAGCAGUGCUUUAGAUUGAUACGAGCAGUGAAGGGUUUUCCUUUUCUGGCUUGCUUUUUGAGGCAGUGGGUGCGGGUUGUGCUGCUGUCCUCUGGGAGUCAGCACGGCUGUGUGCAGGACAGGGACCUCCAAAGUGUCACUGCUCAGAGUGGCAAAACUCACGUUGCUAUCAUAGAAUCGUUUGAGUGGGAAAAGACCCUUUGAGGCCAUCUGGUGCAGCUCCCCUGCAAUGAACAGGGACACCUACAGCUCCACAGCCCGUCCAGCCUGACCUCGGGUGACUCCAGGGAUGGGGCAUUCAUCACCUCUCUGCACAACCUGUGCCGUUACCUCACCGCCCUCACUGAGGAAACCUCCUCCUUAUACCCAGUCUGAAUUCCCCCUCUUUUAGUAUGAAACCAUUUCCCCUCGUCCUGUCACAGCAGACCCUGCUACAGAGCCUGUCCCCUUCCUGCUUACAGCCCCUUUAGGCGCCAAAGGGCCACUCAGGUCUCCCAGGAGCCUUCUCUUCCCCAUGCUGAACAGCCCCAGCUCGCAGCCUGUCCCCAUAGGAGAGGUGUCCCAUCCCUUGGAGCAUUCCUGUGGCCGUCCUCUGGACCUGCUCUGACGUGAUCUCAUGCAGGGCUGCAAGAUGCAAUCUCGAACAUUUUGGGUCUUCUUUAGGUUUUUCAGGAAUGACAUGAAUUCUGUUCAUUCGAACGUGUUUUUGAGUUCCUCGUAAGUAUCUUGGACAGCUUGGCUGGUGUCAAGUUCUCCUGGAACCUUCUGACUUCGAUGGGAAUUGGGAAUGGGAAUUGGGAGCCCUUUUGUCUCCCGGUUCUGUCAGAAGAAUUGAACCGAUGAAUUCUGGAGAAAAAGAUCUGGCGACGUGAUGGGAAAAGAGCAUUUCCUUUAAUUCUUCCAGGCCUCUUUCUGCUCUAAUAGGAAAUCACAGUGUCAGUAGCUGCUCUAUGCUGUCGUAGCUUGGUUUUAGUUCCCCACCAAGUUUUCCCUUUUUAUCUUAAAAGAUACAAAUUGCCAGGACCUACUGAGCAUCUCACGUUAGAAUAUUAAGGCCCUGACCUUGUAAUAAAGUAACACUGUGUAUUUAGUACACGUCUAUAAAGGUAGAAUAGCAGAACUAGCUCUUAGCUUGUGAUAAAAGCCUCCCGAGUGGUGUAUUUGCUAAUGAAAGCCCAAGUGUCUUUUAGUUAGACCUAGCUUUUUGUAAGAGCCUUAAUGCUGGAGAGAAGGAAGGGGACUUAUCUCCAUUUGGAAGCACUUUGAGAUAGGGUGGGAAUACAGCCAAACCUCCCUUCAGUUUUGCUGUAGCUUUCCUAAAUGCUUUUUCUUGGCCUUCUCUGCCCGCAUACUAAACCAGCAGCUUAUUCUGGAGCAUCCCAGUGCUGUUGCUUGUGGGGAAAAAGCCAUUUCUGUGCACUGUAGGUUAACCAGAGCUAUAACUUUAUUUAUGAAGGUUUGACCCCUUUGUCAAAUAGAUGUCUGAAUAUUAAACCUUUGUGGGAUGCAGCGCAGCAGAAGAGUGUUUUGCAAAGCAGACUCCCGAGCUCUGCAGCAGCUCAGCCUGUCUUCAAGUCUAAAUUGUGUGGGUGGUUUCGUGGGCUUGAGCGUGAACACAGAUUAUCAGUGGCGUGUGUGUAACUCCAGUAAAGGACCACGUCUUCUGGAGGCACGUGGGGGCUUCUGAAGGCCUCGGAGGUGGCCCAGAGGAUGCUGCUGGCAAGGUCUGUGGAACAAGUCUGGGGUGCUUAAGUAGAAACUCCUCAGCAACCUAUGCCAAAGCUGCACUGCUUUGCUUACACGAUUCACUUCUGUCCCAUUAGUUUAUUCUUAAGUCAGAUUUUGAAAAGCAGUGACUGCGGGUGCACUGAGUGCGAGGCAAAGCAAAGGACUGGAAUUGUUUUUCAGGAGAGUAAAUUGUCUUCAAGGCAGUCUUCUUCUGGAACAAAAAUAGCAGCUCAGCUGUUUUCGUUUGCGUGUCUGCAGCCGCCUUCCCCUCCAAGUGAUGUAGAACAGUGUAGGCGAGGCCGUAACCCGUAGGUAAUGUGCUUCAGUUCUGGGUGCAUUCCUCAUGGCUGGGUGUCUUCAGAGACACAGAGACGUCUGUCACUCCUCGUGCAAAGUCGGAGCUCUAUGGAACGUGCCAUCUUAUUUCAUGUGCAAUACGGCGAUCCCUUCUGCAGUGAGUUGCGCUGUGUGUCCAUAGGCAUUAAUGUCUGCUGUUGCACAGUUAAGCUGCUUGAUGUUUUCUGUGCAAUUCUCUGCCUCUUGCAGCAGUGCGUCUGAGAUCUACCCAAUUAGUGGAAAUCCUAACGAGAAUCAAACCAAUUAAGUGGCUGUAGACCGAAUUUCAGCUGGCUGGCUGUAUUAGCAUAAGAACAAGAAUUGAAACCGUACUCACUGUCAACACGUGCGUUUCCCAAGGUCGAUUAAUUACUUCCUCCUUUUACCAUUUGCAGAUAACUUCUUGAUGCAUAUGCGUGUGCCUCAGUGUAUCACUGCAUAGCAGAGUAAGUGCACACUGUUAUUAUCCCAGCACAUGUGGGGGAAGAUGGGUCACUGCAGAGAGCAGAUGUCCUCUUUACACAUACACGAACUGUUUCUCAGUAGCACCAACAGACACACAUCUGCUAAUGCUGUGUUUUAGCAUCUAUAAAAAUACUCCAAAUCUGCUUUUUAACGUAUUGUUCAAUACCUGCAUUGGAAUCUUUACGUGCCUUUCAGCAUUUCCUAGGAAGAAAUCUUAUUUGUUCCUUAACUGUCCCACUGAAUGUCCAGAAAUGGCUUUCUUAUUAAAACGAAAUGAAUUCUGAAAAUAUAAUAAUAGUUCUAAUUCCUGAAGCACUUUCAGCUGUUAUCUGCAGCGGCCAGAAGAAUUUGAUAGUAUUUUCCUGCAUAACCAUGAAAGAAUUUACUGUCAGAACCACAUCUUCCUGGUAUACCUCUAAAAUUAUGGCGUUGGGUAAAAAAACUGUGACUGUAGUUAGUAUAACAGAAUAUAUUUAUUGUGUACAUUCACCACUUACACGGAUAUUCUAAGUGUAUAUUGUAUCUGAGAGCAGAAGUUCUAGUUUUGUAUGAAAUGUAGUUGUGUAGACGUGAUCAUCUUUACAGCUUUUCCUGUGACCUCUCUGAUGCUGCACAACGCUUAUAGUUACAGCUUCUGGGUGGACUUAAUCUCUCUGCACGCUCUGUACAAUGGGAUUCAGGUGCUCACUGUAAAGGGCAGCUGAAGAAGACGACUUCUACCUUGUGAUGCUGUGCUGCAUGGCCUUCUGGCAGACCACCCCUAACCCUCCUCCCAUAUGCACUCCAUGCGUCCAUGGGCUGACUGUGGCAGGAUUGCUUACUGAAAUGAAAACAUGGUUGAGUGCCAGAAUUAAGGUUGUGCAGUCAUGUACAGCUUGAGGUGGGAGGUAAUUGCGGGCUCUUUCUUUACUCGAUUCUUGAAUGCUGCUUUUAACUUAUUUUGCAGAGGGUUUUUUUAACCCAGGAUUUUCCUAUCUUUUGUGAAUAUCCUCUUCCUUCAGCUGUUCUGAGUUGUGUUGGAGCUUUCUGGUUUUUUGAGAAAAAUUGGGUCUUAUUUUUAUGCAACAACACGAAAAAUUAUUUUACAUUCCAUUCUGGGGGGGAGGCAGAAAUAACAGCUUUCCUUCCAGUUUCACUCUUUUAAUAUCAAAUAAUGGCAUGCAGAAUGAAAUACGCUUGAAAUAACAUAUGCACUAGCAAUUCCAAAGAGUAUAGCUAAGAAAAAAGUCAAACAUGAAAUGUGCUUUUUAAAAUGUCUGUGCUUUCCUUUAGCAAGGCAGGAAAACCCCCCUUAGUCCCAGUGCAUUUCUACCAAGGAGUUCUUUCUAUGCAAUAUUACGGUGCACCUGUUUUUUUAGGGGCAAUGUUGGUUGGCGUCAUGGAUGUGUUGGUGUAUUGUGUGUAGGAUGUUCUAUUAAAAGUGUCAUUAAGGAAACUGGGUCUUAAAUAGUGUUAGAGCUUGAAGCUCUUUUGUGUUCAGUCUGACUUCACUCACCCAUAGGCACAGUCUGAGGAGCAGUAGCACGAUGGUAUUCGUAGACAUGCAGUGCAGUGUUGUGCUUUGUGCUUUCCUCUACACUGUGUCACCUUCCAGGAGGAAGCACUGCAUUACCAUCGUGUUGUCAAAUUCUGUAUUCCUGUACCUUCACAACAAACCAGGCUGUGUUGUGCUUUUACACUCAGACAGCUAACACGUGUGGCUUUAGAGCCCUUCAAAAGUAGUAGGCCCAACACAGUUGGGAUUACUGUUGAGUCCCAUCUCCAAACUGUGUUAUCCCAGGCAUUGGUGUGCGCCAUGUAACGGGCUCAGUGGGCAGCACCCAGCACCACACUCUGUGUUUGCAGAGGGCUGGGACAGCCCAGCUGUGCCCGGGUGCAGACGCCUGUAUGUGGGGGCCAGGAGAAUGCUGUGUGUUCAAGACAGUGUCUGCAACGUGCAAGCUCCUGUUGUUUCCUUGACCUACACGGGCUUUGUUGACAAAAGAAUUUGUUCUGAAUGUUACUGCUCUGUUCCUUUCGGUUGCAGUUUCUUCCGCAGUGUUGAUGCUCCACAAAGUAAUGUUUGUUUCCAAUGUUUGUAAAAAUAACGUAAUAUCACCAGGAGUUCAAAAUCGACCUUUUCUAACAAUGCCUUGUAACGUAGCCUUACAGCAUUUCAGAUUAUUUCCCACCAAAAAGGCAUCUAAUCACUGGCUGUCACGUAUAUUGAUCAACCUGUAGCUUCUCGAUGUCAUUAAAGGCUAACAAAACAAA
Messenger RNA from Gallus gallus (chicken), 6572 nucleotides. RefSeq names its product protein phosphatase 1 regulatory subunit 3E-like. Gene Ontology annotation, cellular component: protein phosphatase type 1 complex. NCBI's taxonomy places the organism in Eukaryota, Metazoa, Chordata, Aves, Galliformes, Phasianidae. Bases 270 to 1241 code for a protein of 323 amino acids. The transcript has a single exon. The record is from RefSeq and is a predicted model, not a curated record. Gene Ontology annotation, molecular function: protein phosphatase 1 binding; glycogen binding. Gene Ontology annotation, biological process: regulation of glycogen biosynthetic process.